Molecule: messenger RNA, 1932 nt
Organism: Cyprinodon tularosa
Lineage: Eukaryota; Metazoa; Chordata; Actinopteri; Cyprinodontiformes; Cyprinodontidae
Product: dnaJ homolog subfamily A member 2-like
Exons: 7
Coding region: 120-1112 (330 amino acids)
Biological process (GO): protein refolding
Cellular component (GO): cytosol; cytoplasm
Molecular function (GO): Hsp70 protein binding
Source: RefSeq, a predicted model, not a curated record
CUGUGUAGUUUAAGGAAAUCAGCUUUGCUUACGACGUGCUCACUAACCCUGAGAAGAAGGAGCUCUACGAUCGGUAUGGAGAACAAGGUUUGCGGGAAGGAGGCGGGGGUGGCCCUGGGAUGGACGACAUCUUCUCCCACAUCUUUGGCGGUGGCCUCUUUAGCUUCAUGGGCGGUCAGGGAGGCCGCUCCAGGAACGGAGGACGUAGGAGAGGCGAGGACAUGGUUCAUCCGCUCAAAGUGUCGCUGGAUGACCUUUACAAUGGGAAAACAACAAAACUGCAGCUUAGCAAGAAUGUCCUGUGUAGUUCCUGUAAUGGACAAGGAGGCAAGACGGGUGCAGUCCAGAAAUGUACGGCGUGUAGGGGGCGGGGCAUGCGCGUCAUGAUCAGACAGCUGGCCCCAGGAAUGGUCCAACAGAUGCAGUCUGUGUGUACCGAUUGUAACGGUGAAGGUGAAGUCAUCAGCGAGAAAGACCGUUGUAAAAAAUGUGAAGGCAAAAAGGUGGUGAAGGAGGUGAAAAUUCUGGAGGUCCACGUAGACAAAGGCAUGAAGCACGGGCAGAAAAUCACCUUCGGAGGAGAAGCUGACCAGGCGCCUGGAGUGGAGCCUGGAGACAUAGUGCUUGUUCUGCAGGAAAAAGACCACGAGAUAUUUAGACGAGAAGGAAAUGACCUCUCUAUGACUCACAAGAUCGGGCUGGUGGAGGCGCUGUGCGGCUUCCAGUUCAUGCUGAAGCAUUUGGAUGGAAGACAGAUUGUUGUCAAAUAUCCUGCAGGAAAAAUCAUCGAACCAGGCUCGGUCAGGGUGGUGCGGGGAGAAGGGAUGCCACAAUACAGAAACCCGUUUGAGAAAGGUGACUUGUUCAUCAAGUUUGAUGUCCAGUUUCCGGAAAACAACUGGAUCAGCCCAGAGAAGCUCCUGGAGCUGGAGGACAUGCUGCCCUCGCGGUCGGAGCCGCCCAUCAUCACCGGCGACACUGAGGAAGUGGACCUGCAGGAUUACGAUGCCAGCCAGAGCUCAUCGUCCGGCGGCCGCAGAGAAGCGUACCACGACAGCUCGGACGACGAAAGCGGCCAUCAUGGGCCGGGUGUGCAAUGUGCCCAUCAGUAAUCUCCUGUUUUCAGACAUGCACGCAUCUAUACAUAUGCAUAAGUUGAAGAGCUGACAGGAGGUGUGUGAGCCUGAAAUGACAGAAUCCAGUACAUGGUGCACCUUGUAAUUGCUACUUCAUGUCAUUUACUCAAGUGCUGAAAUCUUUUGAUCUGCGUCUGAGGAAGUGGCCUGAUGGGUAGCCAGAUUAUUACACUGCUCCUAGAUACAAAUUAAGAUAUAUAUAUAGAAAUAAGUUGAUGCCCCUCCCCUUUACCUCAACCCACCCUGUCAGAUCCUCUCAUUUAAUGGGAGCAUCCAGAAAAGGUGAAACAAAAGCUUCUUGGUUGCAGAGUGUGUGACUUGCAUUUUUGUUAUAGUAUUUACAUUAAUUUAAGAACUAACCGAUGCGCACACAGGCGAAGCAGCGGAGCGAUGUGACAAAACUAUUAUUUCUCAUUGAUUCAUGGACUCAACUCAGCGACAUUUGUAGGACUCGUUUCUGAUUUUUACACCUUUUUUUUUUUCUUUGUAGGAUUUUUAUGUGUUUUUUCUUUAUUUACAUUUUAAUUCAAGUAGAAAUUUGGUUGUGUAUAUCAUUCAAGUGGUUGUUGUUAAGCUUCAUCAACUGCUACACUCUGAGCUGUGAUUUUUAAAAAAAAAACAUUAAAUCAUUAGUAAAAUGGAGAAAAAAACCCCAACCCUGCUAUAGUCUGUUUUCUGUGCUGAAACCAUUUGCAUGUAAAGGAGCUUUGGUUCUCGCACUUACCGAGCAUAAAGUAAAGCAGCACUCUUCUUAAGAAAUGUCUAUGAAGUUGUGAAAUAAACUGUUGAAAUAUCA